This is a messenger RNA of Oryza sativa Japonica Group (Japanese rice), 1230 nucleotides long. Its product is annotated as vesicle-associated membrane protein 724. Gene Ontology annotation, biological process: vesicle-mediated transport. NCBI's taxonomy places the organism in Eukaryota, Viridiplantae, Streptophyta, Magnoliopsida, Poales, Poaceae. Gene Ontology annotation, cellular component: membrane. The record is from RefSeq and is a predicted model, not a curated record.
ACCAGAAAAGGCGGCCUCUGUACACCCACACUCCGCUCCCCUCCUGCUGCUACUCCAGUCCAGUCCAGUCCAGCGCACUCCUCACUCAACAACUCUCCCUCGAUACUCUCCCCCCGCACCAAGAAACCACGGAAUCCUCCUCCUCGAUCCCUCCCAAUCCCCAAUCCCAGCAUCCCCGAGAUCCGCCUCCCAGCGCGAUCCCAACCUCAUGGCGUCGCCGCCGGGGAAGAAGGGGGAAGGCGGCGGCGAUGGCGGCGGCGGGAAGGCGGAGUGGCUGAUCUACGCGUUCGUGGCGCGCGGCACGGCGGUGCUGGCGGAGUACACCGAGUUCACCGGCAACUUCCCGGCGCUCGCGGCGCAGUGCCUGCAGCGGCUCCCCGCCUCGGGCGGCGGCGGCUCCGGCGGUGGCGCGCCGGCGCGGUUCAGCUACGCGUGCGACGGGCACACCUUCAACUUCCUCCUCCACCGCGGCUACGCCUAUUGUGUAGUUGCAAAGGAAUCUGUCCCAAAGAAUGUCUCGGUGGCUUUUCUAGAAAGGUUGAAAGAUGACUUCAUGAAGAGAUAUGGAGGUGGUAAAGCUGAUACAGCUCUUGCAAAAAGUCUGAAUAAAGAAUACGGACCAGUUAUAAAGCAGCACAUGCAGUAUGUUCUUGAUCAUUCAGAAGAAAUAGAGAAGACAUUGAAAGUGCAAGCCCAAGUUUCUGAAGUUAAAAAUAUCAUGUUAGAAAACAUAGAGAAGACUUUGGGUCGUGGAGAAAAACUGAGUGAACUUCAAGAUAAGACUUCCGAUCUACAAAGUCAGGCCCAGGAAUUCAAAAAGAAGGGAGUGAAAAUUCGUAGGAAGACAUGGUUGCAGAACAUGAAAAUCAAAUUGGUGGUUCUUGGAAUUCUUUUGCUUCUUGUAAUAAUCGUAUGGGUGUCUGUUUGUCAAGGGUUUGACUGCACCAAGCACUGAAAGUAACUACUAUCCUACUGUCGGUAUAGCUCUGCUAUAUAAUAGUUUGGAGACGUGAGAUUGUGUCGGUGAAAUCAAGUGCAUUAUUGACUCUUUGGCUUGAUUUCUGCUGCACAUUUAUCGCGAUACAAAUGUAAAGUUGAGUUGGUGUCAAGUGUUAUUCAAACCGUGUGACCAACAUUACAUAAAGUAGUAAUAGUACGGUUGCUUGUCGAUUGAUCCUAAUCAUACCUACUUUUUUUUUGUUCCCCAAAUCAAGAGAUGAAUAUUAUGUU